Messenger RNA from Saprolegnia parasitica CBS 223.65, 315 nucleotides. RefSeq lists its product as hypothetical. The record is from RefSeq and is a predicted model, not a curated record. Bases 1 to 315 code for a protein of 104 amino acids. The transcript has a single exon. NCBI's taxonomy places the organism in Eukaryota, Oomycota, Saprolegniomycetes, Saprolegniales, Saprolegniaceae.
AUGAUUCGAGGCAGAGUGUGGGAUCAGAUUACUAAAGAUAAUAGUAUGGAUCAUGCACAUGGCAGGACAAAGGCGCUCGCAAACGAAGCCGCUGCGACGUCGCGUCGGCAGUCACAGACAAAUGCAGCGUGGCGCGAGCCGCCAGAUCCAUGGGAAUCCGCAGACGCAGGCGCCACGAAACUAGGUACUGCGGGCCGCGGAUAUGCUGUCGCCGACCAUGGGCGAGGUCGGCGCAGUUUCGCUGUCGCGGACCAGCCGUCACCCUGUACCAAGAGCCUUUGUGGGCGACGAGGAAGCUUGGUCGUCGCCACCUAA